AUGGGUCACGGGAGUUCCAAAGACUCCUCCUCCUCCUCCUCCUCCGAGGAAGGGGAAAGAUCCUCGCGGUUGUCUGCCUUGGCGAACAAGCUUCACAUCCACGGUGACCGCGGCAGUCGCUGUCGCCGCAUCCGCAGUCGCCUGUUUCGCCGCUCCAGUACAAAGAACGACUCCAGCUCCUCCGCCGGUCACGGGCUAAACAGAAACAAGCUCGCCUCUGAUGAGGAUUUUGCCGGAAUCGCGCUUCUUACGCUCAUCAGUGCGGAGAUGAAAUUCAAAGACAAGUGGCUUGCUUGCGUUUCCUUGGGCGAGCAGACUUUCCGAACAGAGGUUUCCGAUCAGACUGAUACACCUGUAUGGAACUCGGAGAAAAAGCUUCUUCUGGAGAAAAAUGGAUCUCAUAUCGUCAGGAUUUCUGUUUUUGAGACUAACAGACUAUCGAAAAACAGUCUAAUAGGAUACUGUGAGAUCGAUCUACUGGAAUUUUUAAUUGAGGAUUUUGAUUCAGGUGCUGAAGUUUUUGACCUUCUUGAUCCGUCUUCAUCUGACAUUGUCGUUGGGAAAAUAUCUCUUUCUUGUAAUGUUGAGGAUCCAAUUGAGACUGAGAAAAAUUUUGCACGGCGCAUCUUGUCCAUUGUGGACUACAAUGAAGAUGGGUUGCUUUCAUUUCCAGAAUUUUCAGACUUAAUAAAGGCGUUUGGAAAUAAGGUGGCAGAUGACAAGAAAGAGGAGCUUUUCAAAGCUGCAGACAAGAACCAGGAUGGCGUUGUGAGCUUAGAUGAGUUGGCUGAUCUUCUUGCAAGUCAACAAGAAAAGAAGCCUUUAAUAAAUUGCUGUCCUGUUUGUGGCGAAAUUCUUGAAGUUUCUGACAAGCUGAACACAGUAGUACAUUUGAGUCUUUGUUUCGAUGAAGGAACUGGAAAUCAAAUUAUGACGGGAGGAUUUUUGACCGAUAAGCAAGCUUCAUAUGGAUGGAUGUUCAAACUAAGCGAAUGGGCUCACUACUCAACAUAUGAUAUCGGUUUGAACUCAGGUUCAAGUGCUUCUCAUAUUGUGGUGUUUGAUCGGAAGUCAAAGAGGCUCGUGGAGGAGUUAAUUGAUGGGAAGAUAGUUAUGUCAAUGAGAGCAAUUUACCAGUCAAAGAUAGGACUGCACUUAAUGGAUAAAGGGGCUAAAGAAAUUUUGCACAGCAUCUCUGAGAAGCAAGGAAGGAAAAUGAACUCAGUUGAAUCAGCUAAAGAAAUACCGAAGUUCCUUGAAUUUUUUAAGGAUCAAAUCAAUUUGGCUGAAGUUAAGCACCCUCUGGAUCAUUUUAAGACAUUUAACGAGUUCUUCAUAAGAGAGUUAAAGCCUAGUGCAAGACCAGUCGCCAUGGUGGAUCGCGAUGAUGUGGCCGUAUGUGCAGCUGAUAGUCGUCUAGUGGCAUUCAGAUCCGAGGAAGACUCGAAAAGAUUCUGGAUAAAGGGCAAGAAAUUCUCUAUCGGUGGCCUCCUGGGAAAUGAUCCAAGCUGUAGCAAUUUCAAGGAUGGAAUUGUGGUUAUAUUUCGGUUGGCACCUCAGGAUUAUCACAGAUUCCAUUUUCCGGUUUCUGGAACCAUUGAGCAGUUUAAGGACGUUUCGGGAUGUUUGUACACGGUGAACCCGAUUGCUGUGAAUAGCAAGUAUUGCAAUGUCUUCACAGAAAAUAAGCGAGUUGUAUCAAUUAUUUCUACUGUCAGCUUCGGAAAGGUUGCAUUUGUUGCGAUUGGAGCAACCAUGGUAGGUAGCAUAGCAUUCGUGAAGAAGACUGGCGAUUAUGUGAACAAGGGGGAUCAGUUUGGUUAUUUUUCCUUCGGUGGAAGCACGGUCAUUUGCGUCUUUGAAAAGGAUUCGAUCCAGAUUGAUGAAGACCUCCUGGCAAAUAGUGCAAGGUCGCUAGAAACCUUGGUUCAAGUUGGAACGACACUGGGUAUUGCCACAAAGGUUUGA
Molecule: messenger RNA, 1968 nt
Organism: Linum trigynum
Lineage: Eukaryota; Viridiplantae; Streptophyta; Magnoliopsida; Malpighiales; Linaceae
Source: the annotation of a GenBank genome assembly